Alnus glutinosa is the source of this 3073-nucleotide messenger RNA. Its product is annotated as DUF724 domain-containing protein 6. NCBI's taxonomy places the organism in Eukaryota, Viridiplantae, Streptophyta, Magnoliopsida, Fagales, Betulaceae. The record is from RefSeq and is a predicted model, not a curated record. The transcript is spliced from 9 exons. The coding region runs from base 82 to 2772 and encodes 896 amino acids.
AACUUUUCUCUCACCCUUGACCGUAAAAAACGUCCCCUGGGAUUCCCCUCUCAACGCCUGCCACACUCACAGCACAACAAAAUGGGAAGCCCCGAAAGCAGCAGCUUCCCAAACCAGAUCUACUGCGUGGGGGAGGAGGUCGAAGUGAGCAGCGACGAGCCAGGGUUCAAGGGUUCCUGGUACGUGGCCACCAUCAUCGAGCCGCCCAUACCCAAGAAGUACACGAGGGCUAGGGUCGAGUACCGGACCUUGCUCACCGAAGAUGGGUCCGAGCCGCUGAAGGAAUACGUCGACGAGGGCUACGUAAGGCCCAAGCCUCCGCGAGAAGAGUUUUCAGCCCAGGAUUUGGAGCUCGGCGGGGUUGUUGGUGCGUAUUGCAGGGACGGGUGGUGGACUGGUGUGGUUGUGAAGGUUCUGGGAGACUCGAGGUACAGGGUUUACUUCAAGAACCCACCGGAUGUGAUUGAGUUUGAGCGAAAGGAUUUGAGGGUGCACCAAGAGUGGCUCAAUGGGGAGUGGGUUCGGCCUGACAAGCGGCAAAAGACAGGGUCCAAUUUUAGCACAGGAAUGGAUGUAGAAGUGAAUGUACAAGAAGAAAAUUUACGGGAUGCUUGGUUCCCUGCAAUUGUCAUUAAAGAAAACAAGGAUAAUACAUUUUGGGUGAAGUAUCAGAGCUCAAGAAAUGGUGAUGAGGCUGAGCUUGGGAAGGUUAAUGUAGAUUUGCUCCAUAUUCGGCCUUCUCCUCCACCUCCUCGCACAGACAUAAAAUAUAAUGUGUUGGAAAAAGUGGAAGCAUUUUAUCAAUUUGCUUGGCGGGCAGGCGUGAUUGCCAGAUGUGUUACUGAUACAAAGUAUCUUGUCUAUUUCAAGCAAACAAAUGAGGAUAGGGUAUUCAAUCAGUCAACAUUAAGGCCUCGUAUGCAAUGGAAAGAUGAGGAAUGGGUUAGUGGAUCUCAGGAAUUAAUAGUCACUUCAGAUUUUCAAGAACAAAUGAGGCACCCUUGUAACAAUGCCAGUAACCCUGAGGUAACUGUUCAAGUUGAAAGUUAUGUUGUUGCAAGAGAUGACAUGGACGAGAGUAAACCUCUUUCUACAAAUUCUCUGAAGAAUUUGAUGGAGCAGCCAAGUCCUAAUGAUGGAAAAGUAGUUACUCGUGCUUUGGCACCAAGCACGAGGAAAAUAAAACUGCGCAACCUCAAGGAUAAUGCUACACAAAUACAUCCUUCAAAAAAGUUGAAAACAAUGAUUACCUCAGAGGCCCUAUUAUCCGCUACAACUUGUCAGUUAAGGAAGAAGCGAAGCAAAAUAUCAAGAAAACUACUAUCUAGAUCGGCUUUGCCAAAAAGUGGAGGUAAACAACAGAGACACUCGGGGGUCCUUGGCAAUCAACCUUUUAGUACAACUGAGAGCCCUAUUCGCAAAGUGAAAGUUUGGAAACAAGAGGAGUUUGGUAAAUUGGACAGUAAUGAAUCAAGUCCAGUAAAUAAGAGGGGAAGACGUCCAAAGUCACUGGUUAAAAGCCCCCCGCCUUCAGCAGCAGGUGGUGGCACUGCAGAAGAAAUUGUUCUGGAGGGUAUUAGGAAAGAAGCUGAAAUGCCUAUCAUCUUGGGGUUGGAAGCUAAGGUAAUGGGACGUUCACACUCUGGAAAUUUUUGUCAGCUUUCAGAUCAGAAAGAUACAAAUCAUCCAGCAGAAGAUAGGUCCAUCGAAAUAGAUCAACAGAAAUCUGAGGGAAACAGUAUUAAAAGAAAGAGAGGAAGGCCCCGUAAAUUUGUUGUCACAAGCUCAAAAGCUUCAGAUGGAGGUAAGGAGCAGAAUGGGGUUGAAGGCACUGAAAUUGUUGUAGAAGAUCAUCCAACUCAAGCAGUUGCUUCAUAUAUGCUUACUGGGGGGAAAUCUGCAGACUCUUAUGACGUCUCAAGAAUACAAUUAGCUGAAGUUUCUGCGACAAAUUCCACGACAGAUGAUAUUGGUAUGACAAGCAUUGCAGCGGUCGGCAAUAUGGACGUUGAUGACCAACCUCUAGCCACAUGGAUUGGUGGAAUGUUGCAGUGCCCAACAAGUGCCAAAGAGUCAAAACUAUCACCUGGUAGGACCGUUGAUGAAUGCAAUGAAGCAAGAAAACAGCAACCUGAUAUUGUGCAAGUUCCUGAAACUGUUGCCACAGGUGACUCGGCGUUGGAUGAGAAUAGAAGAUUGCCAUUUGAGAAGACCUCGCCACUCUGGAAGACAAUUGAAUCUAUGGAAAUAUUCAGAAUAAUGCCUCAAGAUCCACACUUUCUUCCUUUGAGUAAAUGUAGCGAGGUUUAUCGUGAGGGAUUGGCUAUUGGUAAUAUGGUAGCCUUUUCCAGUUUGGUUGAGAAAAUACCCAAGUUGCAACUUGAUGAUCCUAGAAGCAUUUUUGCUACCUAUAUGGAGAGUCUUCUUGACUUGGAAAAGCUUGGAUUUGAUGUUACUGUUUUCCGAGGUCGUAUUAAUGAAAUGCUAUCAAUUAUAGAUACGCAAGGGCAGAUUCUGAACGAGUCGAAAGAUGCUGAGGGCAAGAUAUUGCGUUGUAGUCGUGAGAAAACAAAAAUGGCUGAAGAGAUGGUCAAUAUUGAGAAGCAGAUAGCUGAGUUACAAGAAAAACAUGCAUUAAUCAAGUCGGAAAAGGAGAGUAAAGAACAUGAAAUUAACAUCUUGCAGGUGCGUGUGAAUGAAAUCAAUGAAGACAUUCAGAGCGCCCGGCUUGGUUUUGAAAAGCUUGCUGCUGCACCUUGGAAAUCGGUAUGAUGCCGGCGCUCUUAAUGGUUUCCUCUCUCUCUGGGCAUUCCCUCAGUGUUCAUGACCCCUGGAGGCGCUGUGCAACUGAUCAUAGAAGAAGUUCAACUUAUAACAUUAGAGUAGUGUUCAUAGAAGUUGGUAUUUCUGACAUCUUAUGAGGGCUUUCUAUUAGUCCUUUCUGUUUUUAUAUCUAGUCUUAAGAUAUAAUCUUUUGAUGGCUGGUUAACGGUAUUUGCUCAUGACUUUUCUUAUCUAAUCUUUUGAAUGUAUCAUGGUUAGUGAUUGAUAUUAUAAUGGCUCUUCGCUUCCA